Messenger RNA from Callorhinus ursinus (northern fur seal), 1676 nucleotides. The record is from RefSeq and is a predicted model, not a curated record. NCBI's taxonomy places the organism in Eukaryota, Metazoa, Chordata, Mammalia, Carnivora, Otariidae.
GGGAGCACCCUCCCUCUGUGUUUUUCACCCAGGUCUGGGUGAUCCGGAGCCAGAGGGAGUGGCCAAGGAACUUCCAUAGCAUUGGCAAUCACCGCCUGCCCAGUCAGGCUUCAGAGCCUAACUCCAGAAGUUAUUGGCCAUCUCCAGGAAAAUUAUUAUAAUCUCUGUAUGGAAAAGUCCCAGAAAAUUAAUUCCUUUAUAUUGCAUAUACUCCAAGAAGUGGAUGAAGAAAUUGAAAAGGGGACAGUGGCUGAUGGACACUGUUAGCUGGUCUUGGAGGUAGUGGAGUACGUGGGGAAGAGCACUAGACCAGCCAUCUCCGAGUCUAGCCUUCACAUUUGUCCUGAACUCCUGUGAGCUGGAUUGAUUUAUGAAAAACAUUGAAGUCUUUGAUAUCAUUUAUCUAUCAGAUCGGAAGGAAUCACAUUAAACAUUGCUGGUAACAGUUGCUUAAUGCCAGAAGAAAAAGUAACAGGUGAAGAUUUUUGGAUUCUUUUAAGAAUUUUAAAGAAGAAUCCAUAUAUUAAUGGUUUGGAUGUUAGAUAUAACUUCGUAAGUGACGUUGGUGCAUACUAUGCUGCAAGACUGCUUCAGAAACAACAUAACCUCGUUUACUUAAACCUUAUGUUUAAUGAUAUUGGGCCCGAAGGUGGAGAACUGAUUGCUAAAGCACUACAUAAGAAUACAACUCUGAAAUACCUAAGAAUGACUGGAAACAAGAUUGAAAAUAAAGGCGGAAUGUUUUUUGCUGCAAUGCUACAAAUUAAUUCAUCUUUAGAAAAAUUAGAUCUGGGUGACUGUGAUCUGGGAAUGCAAAGUGUGAUAGCAUUGGCUACAGUCCUAACUCAAAACCAAACAAUUAAGGGAAUAAACCUAAACCGACCUAUACUGUAUGGUGAACAGGAAGAGUCCACAGUUCAUCUAGGCCACAUGUUGAAAGAAAAUCACUGCCUUGUUGAACUACACAUGUGUAAGCAUAAUAUAAAGAACUGUGGUAUUAAACAGUUAUGUGAUGCACUGUAUCUGAACAGAAGCCUACGCUACCUUGAUGUCAGCUGCAAUAAAAUAACUCGCGACGGAAUGGUGUGUUUGGCUGAUGUACUGAAAAGUAAUACUACCCUGGAAGUAUUAGAUCUUUCUUUUAACAGAAUAGAAAAUGCAGGAGCAAAGUAUCUCAGUGAAACUCUUGCUUCACACAACAGGAGUCUAAGAGCGUUGUCAGUAGUCAGCAACAACAUAGAGGGAGAAGGACUUGUUGCACUUUCAGAGUCAAUGAAAACAAACCCCACAUUCUCGAAUGUCUACAUUUGGGGAAACAAAUUUGAUGAGGCUACAUGUGUGGCUUAUUCAGACUUAAUUCAAAUGGACCGUCUAAAACCAGAUAAUACAGAUGUGGAGCCAUUUAUGGUGGAUGGACAUGUGUAUCUUGCAGAAGUCUCCAAUGGCCUUAAAAAGCAUUAUUACUGGAGACCAACUUAUGAAGAAGCUUGCACGAACUCACCUAACGCAGGUUUUACUCUUGUACCAGUAGGUGAACAUCUAUGAAAAACAAGCUCUAAAAUAAUUUUCACAUAUUUGUCUUAUGUUAAUAUUUUAUUGCCUAUUAAAUUUUUCUUAGAAUGUUUUACCUCAUAUAUUUGGAAAUGACUAUAUUAAAAUGACUUUGUAUAACUAUC